Messenger RNA from Aspergillus clavatus NRRL 1, 354 nucleotides. RefSeq lists its product as uncharacterized. The transcript has 2 exons. The coding region runs from base 1 to 354 and encodes 117 amino acids. Lineage: Eukaryota; Fungi; Ascomycota; Eurotiomycetes; Eurotiales; Aspergillaceae. The record is from RefSeq and is a predicted model, not a curated record.
AUGAAUGCCUGGAUCUAUGAAGCCAUUCCUGAGCACAGCCCGCAGCCCGCGGCCAACGGACAUGCUGAGACUAUCAUGGACUUCUCGGAGUACCUUCUGACACUCACCCCAGAAAUGGACGAUCAUAUCCCAGUCCUCCGCAAGAAGCCUCUCAAAUACACCUCGACGAAGCAGUACGGCUACUACGUGGUCAUAGCCCUCAGCAAGAACUUUCUCACCUCGCACGGCCGCCCGAUCAAAUCCCCCAGCCUCGUGGGAAGCCAUGUUAAUGGCUCACUUCCACAAUGGUCGUACGGAGAUCUCCCAGGGUGUUCUGGUGACAGUCGCACAUUUCUGCGCUUCCGCGAUGGAUGA